Messenger RNA from Anisakis simplex (herring worm), 321 nucleotides. Lineage: Eukaryota; Metazoa; Nematoda; Chromadorea; Rhabditida; Anisakidae. The record is from the annotation of a GenBank genome assembly.
AUGCGCGCAGUGGCGCCCGUUAGCAGCAAAAGUGCCGAUUUUGCUAUUGAAGAAACGUCGUCGGUACUAAAAGCAGAAGAGCUUGCGAUCAAGGCACUGGGUCGCUUUCUGAAGGUGUCGUUGGAGGAUUUGAAAAUUGAUUGCAAAAUAUUGUACAAGACGUCAUCUAUAAUGAAUACCAUUCAACAGUGUCGGUGCGAGCGGCUGACUGAACAAGCAGCGCUCAGUAGACGCGUAAUCGAGAGAAACACACAGAUGAGAGAAGAGAGAGAGAAGAGAGAAAUGGAAUCUCGACUGUUGUUGAACUAUACGGUCAGCUGA